This is a messenger RNA of Acomys russatus (golden spiny mouse), 1707 nucleotides long. RefSeq names its product PDZ and LIM domain 2 (gene Pdlim2). The transcript has 10 exons. Bases 198 to 1253 code for a protein of 351 amino acids. Gene Ontology annotation, biological process: muscle structure development; heart development; actin cytoskeleton organization. Lineage: Eukaryota; Metazoa; Chordata; Mammalia; Rodentia; Muridae. Gene Ontology annotation, molecular function: muscle alpha-actinin binding; actin binding. Gene Ontology annotation, cellular component: Z disc; adherens junction; filamentous actin. The record is from RefSeq and is a predicted model, not a curated record.
CGGCGGCAGGGGCGGCCCCGGGAUCACAUGGGCGGAGGCAGGUCCCGGAGCCCCGGGCGAGCUCUCCCUAGAGUUGGACAGACGGCUGCGUUGGAACGGCGGCGGCUCCUCUUCCUUACUCCCUCCGUUCUUCCCUCCCUCCUUCCCUUUCCUGGCCGGCCUAGCCGCUCAGCCCGACCGGCAAGCGGCAGCCAGGCAUGGCGCUGACUGUGGAUGUGGUGGGGCCAGCACCUUGGGGCUUCCGAAUUAGCGGAGGCAGAGAUUUCCACAUGCCCAUCAUUGUGACCAAGGUAACAGAGCGGGGCAAAGCUGAGGCAGCUGAUCUCCGGCCUGGCGACAUCAUUGUGGCCAUCAAUGGAGAGAGUGCAGAGAGCAUGCUACAUGCUGAGGCCCAGAGCAAGAUUCGACAGAGUGCCUCACCCUUACGACUGCAGCUGGACCGGUCCCGAACUGCCUCUUCUGGGCAGACCAAUGGGGAGGGCUCCUUGGAAGUAGUGGCAUCAAGAUUCCAGGGCUCUCUAAGGACGCACCAUGACAGCCAAUCCUCCUGGAGGCCUGCUUACUUCAGCCCAGCCUCCCUUAGUCCCAGGGCAGGCAGCCCUUUCUCCACUCCACCCCCAGCCAGCCCACUUGCCCUUUCUGGAGAGGACGAGAUUGGCUGCAGUUUCCAGAAUCUGACACAGUCACCACCGGGCCUUGCUGCUACCCACCACCCAUCUUACCUGGGCCACCCCACCAGGCAACAGGCCGGCCACAGUAGCCCAAGCGACUCCGCAGUGAGGGUGCUGCAACAUUCUCCGGGACCUCGGUCCUCCAGUCCUAGGUUCAGCAGCUUGGACCUGGAAGAGGACUCAGAGGUAUUCAAGAUGCUGCAGGAGAACCGUCAGGGACGGGCGGCCCCGAGGCAGUCCAGCUCCUUUCGGCUCUUGCAGGAAGCCUUGGAGGCUGAGGAGAGAGGUGGCACACCUGCCUUUGUGCCCAGUUCGCUAAGUCCGCAGGCUUCUUUGCCCACCUCCAGGGCCGCAGUCACCCCACCCAAGCUCCACACCUGUGAGAAGUGCAAUGUCAACAUCUCGAACCAGGCCGUCCGCAUCCAGGAGGGGAGGUACCGGCAUCCUAGCUGCUACACCUGCGCAGACUGUGGGCUGAACCUGAAGAUGCGUGGUCACUUCUGGGUGGGCGAUGAGUUGUACUGUGAGAAGCAUGCUCGCCAGCGCUACUCGAUGCCUGGGACUCUCAGCUCUCGGGCCUGAACCUCACGGCACUCAGCCUGUCUGCACCCUCAGAGUCUGCAGACAUGACCGUACUGAGACCAAGCAGGGAGGGGGUAAUAGCAGGUGAUGGAUCUUACUUACAAACUAAGGUUGGGGAAGCCCCUUUGUCCUUGCUGGGUGAGGCCAAGGGCUGGGACUAGUCUCAGGCUGCAAGUACUGAGGACAGUUCCAUUCUCUCAGGCCUUUCUCCUGCAGUCCAGGUACUGUACUGCAGUCUGUAGUGGCCGUUAUGUUUGACAGCUUUGCAUAUGGGCUUGGGCACAGAUAAAAGUAUCUAAAAGGGAAAGCUGGACCUGAGGUUAAUGAUACUCACAAUGUUAAGUUUCUAGCAUAUGAACUAUCUCUUUAUGUGGAUAUAAUUAAGUAGUGUCCUUCCGCUGGGCAGUGGUGGCACAUGCCUUUAAUCCCAGCACUUGGGAGGCAGAGGCAGAGG